AUGGCGCGAACUAGAGGAGCCAAGUCUUCCUCUCCUUCAAGCCACAAGAAAAGCCUACGAAAGGAGCCAAUUCCAGAUCCCGUUUCUGAGCCUCCGCGGCCAAGAGCAAUUUCUCCUCCGGUGAAGCCUGCGCCGCCAAAGCCUCCAGCGAGGCGUUACCUUACCAGGUCAGGGGGUCGGCCACUGCAAAAGAGACUAAGGGUUGAAAGCUCAGAACCCAUUGACUUGAUGGAGCAAUCUCCAGAGCCAUCGCCGGUUCCAACUCCAGUUCCCUCGCCAGUUCUCUCGCCAGUUCCAUCUUCGGUGCCAUCUCCGGCACCGCAAGCAAAACCACAGGAGCCUCAGCCGCCACUUCCCAAGCCCCAAAUUCCAGCUGAAAUAGCUCCGAAAGAAGUACACAAAAAGAAGCUUCAGAGGGCUGAUACCAUUCCCCUCCUCUUUCCAAGGCUGCUUUGCCAAAUUCUGGAGCACUUGGGGUAUUCUUCUGAGCCUCAGCUAGAGCGCAAACGCAUUUGCCGUGAGCUAUUUACUCUCGACAAAUGGAACAACAUGACAGCUUAUAGAGUUGACCAGCCUGAGCGCCCACAACCAGCUGCUAGGAGAGCAUCCCCACGACACAUACUUGAGGGUAUAAUAGUUGCUGCUUCUGCCAUUCCCAGAGCUCCACCAGCUGUUCCAGCUUCAUCUCAGCCAUCCACUUCAGCUAAACUGAGGAUGGUCAUUCCCAUUUCUGAAUACAGAGAGUUGUGUCGUUCAUUGGAGACCCUCACAGCAUCUCAGAGCAUUGUUAAGCCCUCCACUUCUACCACACCAGUGCCACACUCUCAUCCAGCAAAGCCUCAGGCCCCAUCUGAAGCACCAGCUAAAGAGGCAGACCCAUCUGCCUAG
Molecule: messenger RNA, 888 nt
Organism: Vitis vinifera (wine grape)
Lineage: Eukaryota; Viridiplantae; Streptophyta; Magnoliopsida; Vitales; Vitaceae
Product: vegetative cell wall protein gp1-like
Exons: 3
Coding region: 1-888 (295 amino acids)
Source: RefSeq, a predicted model, not a curated record